CCUGCCAGUUGUGUGGAGAGAAGAAGAAAAGCGGCUACAAGCGGAAGAGGCUCCGUAUUUGGUUUCGGAUAGUAUUCCGUCUGUGGUCCGGGGUUUUCACUCUAACACGCUUUGAAUAAUGUCGACCCCGGCGAGGAGACGGCUUAUGAGGGAUUUUAAAAGACUUCAAGAAGAUCCUCCCACCGGUGUGAGCGGAGCACCGUCAGAGAACAACAUCAUGCUUUGGAACGCUGUUAUUUUUGGGCCUGUGGGAACACCAUUUGAAGAUGGAACGUUUAAGCUUCUGAUAGAGUUUUCCGAGGAGUACCCAAACAAACCUCCCACAGUUCGGUUUGUGUCCAGAAUGUUUCACCCAAAUGUUUACGCAGAUGGCAGUAUAUGUUUAGACAUCCUUCAGAAUCGCUGGAGCCCCACAUAUGAUGUGUCAUCCAUACUCACCUCCAUCCAGUCGUUGCUGGAUGAGCCAAACCCAAACAGUCCAGCCAACAGUCAGGCCGCGCAGCUCUAUCAGGAAAACAAGAGGGAGUACGAGAAGAGAGUGACAGCCAUCGUGGAGCAGAGCUGGGUGGACGUCUGAGCUUCUCUUGCUCUCUGCUUCUUCCUCUCAAUCACCCUCCUGUCAUCCUCCCAUUACUUCAGUCUCUCUGAUUUUUUUUUUUACCGCAUCAAAAAAAAAAACAGUUAUAUCAGAAGAACUCAAGUGCCACCCUGAAUAAAAAGAAUGAAAAAAGGAACUCGAGAGGACAACCAAACCCGAAUGGACAUUAACUUGCUUGCCAAUACAUUAGAGGAAAAACGAGGGAGGGAAAUCAAUCUUUUGUUUGUGUUUCUUGUUCUUAAUUUUACUUUUUUUUAUUGCAUGAUGUGAAAUAAGUUAUUGCUAACAGAAUUUGUAAUAUAUCUUUGUUGUUUGUUUGGCUUAAGUUGGACUGUUUUGAGUUUUACAGAUUUUUUUUUUUCCUUUUCACUUUUUCUUUUGUAACGUCUGCUGGUGAGUACAACUUGGCUGUUUUGGGGGAAAAAGGCCAAAUCAGCGUAUUUUGAAAGUCAUGGGAGAACCUAGAAAAUGCCUUUUUUAAACCAUUCAAGUUAGCCACAGAUGCAGCUGAUAAAAAAAGAAUCGUUCUGUUCCGAGCAUAUCUCUUCAUUAUUUUUAGACUCAAUAGGUUUGGGCUCACAGGGCACACUGUGCCAAGUGUCCCUUUUGCGCUGAUGAAUCAUGACUCCUUGGCAAGCCAGCUCUGAGCUUUCUAUUUUAAUCAAUUAUAUUACGAGAGAAGGAGAGUUAUGAGAAAGUAAAUAUUAUCACUAGAACUUGACAGGAUGAGGUUUGACUGCAGAUUCUAAAGAGAUCAUCAGGGUCAACUGAAAAGACUGGAAGCUUUUCAAUCAACAUUUAAUUUUCACCUGAUUCAGUACGUUUUCAUAUUAAAGAGCAUAGGAGCCUGCAAAAUAAGGAAAUCGACUUCAUGAUGGUUCAGUCGUUGCUGAUUGGGCCUGAACUUCCAAGAUGUGCAGACACAUGUUCUCAGUUCUGUUCUGCUAAUUUUCUAUAAUGCACAUUCAGUUCUCAUAGUUCUUGAGUGAGGAAAAUGGAAGGUAAAUUCAUUGAAAAGCUUCUCCGCUCCUCCUCCCAACAGAUCUCAUCCCUGCACCCAUGUGCUUUUCAGAUUUUCACUCACCACACAUAAGCAAACAACUUCCCAAUACUAGUUUUACCAGUGACGUCUGUCUGCUUGAGUUCAAGCGUCUUACGAUCCUAUUUAUUUACACAGCUGACAUGUAAAUUAACAAUUAUAAGCAUACAAGCAGUGCUGCCUGUUGCAUUAUGUUUGACUGCUGCAGAGAAGAGCUCACUCGCAUGCAGUUCGACCCCGCCCCCGCUUCAACAGCACGACAUCAACUGCUUCCCCAAAGUUGUCGUCUCAUGCCUGCAUCUGUCUCCUGUUUUACUUGUAUGUGAUGCCCAGUCAAAAGACCACUUGAGUAUAAAUUCAUGACAUAACUCCACCCAGCUUCAGCUAAAUAAUCUGUCACCAUGAAACAGUUCCACUUUUCUGAGACAGUACAGGUCAUAUUGUGGUUAGUGACUUAUAUCACCUAAUAAGCAGAUGGGAUAUGUUAUAAAAAAUUUUGUGGAUUAAGCAAAAAAAAUGUAUACUUAUAACAAUAUGCUGUAUAAACGUAAUAAAACACAUUUUUCAGACUUUGA
Messenger RNA from Paralichthys olivaceus (Japanese flounder), 2212 nucleotides. It is a transcript of the gene ube2b, whose product is annotated as ubiquitin-conjugating enzyme E2B (RAD6 homolog). Lineage: Eukaryota; Metazoa; Chordata; Actinopteri; Pleuronectiformes; Paralichthyidae. Gene Ontology annotation, molecular function: ubiquitin conjugating enzyme activity. Gene Ontology annotation, cellular component: HULC complex. Gene Ontology annotation, biological process: DNA repair; protein polyubiquitination; proteasome-mediated ubiquitin-dependent protein catabolic process. The record is from RefSeq and is a predicted model, not a curated record.